UGUUUGGAAUUUACUCGUAUUUCUUAAUUAUUUUUAAAUGAAAUAAUUAUUCGUUUUGCAUAAUUAUGCUUCGUAGCUCUUAAUUGUAUCUGCUAGUCAAUAUCCAAAUUUAUUGCUUAAUGGGUUAUCGUAUGUGCGGCUCAAAAUGUCUCUUUACGUGUUUGGGACUAACUUGUAUCGUAGGUUGUUAUUUAGCCUUACUUCCUAUAGAAAACGAGAAGCUGAUAACACCUAAACCAGUUCAAAAACAUAUCUCAAAAUCGUCUCAAAAGGAGCGAUUAGCAGUAAUAGUACCAUUUAGAGAUCGAUUUGAAGAGCUUCUAGAGUUCGUCCCGCAUAUGCACGACUUUUUAAACAGGCAAGGGAUCCCGUUCCACAUAUUUGUGAUCCAACAGAAGGAUAACAACCGUUUCAACCGAGCUUCCUUGAUCAAUGUGGGCUUUUUACAUACGAGGAAAGACUUUGACUAUAUAGCGAUGCAUGACGUGGAUUUAUUACCCAUGAAUGAUGAUUUGAAGUAUACAUAUCCAGCUGCGAAUCCUGUUCACAUAUCGUCACCACAGACGCAUCCUAACUAUCACUAUGCAACAUUCAUCGGAGGGAUCCUGCUGAUCACGCGGGAUCAUUUCGAGUUGGUGCGGGGCAUGUCCAACAACUACUGGGGCUGGGGACUGGAGGAUGAUGAGUUCUACUUGCGGCUGAAGGAUGCCGGCCUGCACGUGGAGCGCCCGGCGGGGAUCACCACUGGGACUGAAGAUACAUUUAAACACAUCCACGACAAGUCGUACCGUCGCCGCGACCACCGCAAGUGCUACAACCAGCGCGACGCGACCCGCCGCCGCGACCGUGACACCGGGCUGCACGACGUCACGUACCGCGUGUACAGCGAACACGCCGUGACGGUCGACGGGUUGGGAGCCACGGUCGUGACCGUGGCGCUGGUCUGUGACGAGAAGAGGACGCCGUGGUGCCAGUGUCCUACUACUGUUGUUAAGAAGCCAGAGGCUAAGGCUAAGAGUUAA
Molecule: messenger RNA, 1022 nt
Organism: Cydia amplana
Lineage: Eukaryota; Metazoa; Arthropoda; Insecta; Lepidoptera; Tortricidae
Gene: beta4GalT7
Product: beta-1,4-galactosyltransferase 7
Exons: 3
Coding region: 120-1022 (300 amino acids)
Biological process (GO): carbohydrate metabolic process; proteoglycan biosynthetic process
Cellular component (GO): Golgi apparatus
Molecular function (GO): xylosylprotein 4-beta-galactosyltransferase activity
Source: RefSeq, a predicted model, not a curated record